AAGAGAAGGUCUGGUUUGAGUUCUGCGGUGUCAGACUUGGAUUUUAUUUGAUGUUCCCCUCACGACUGCUCAGAGUAGCAGCUGAAAGGUGUGUUGGUGGAAUGAAGGAGUGCUGCUCUGGACAACCAUUCAUUAAAUUGGGAAGAAAGACCUGACCCUGCCCAGUGUUGAGGUCGAGGCACAGGAAAAAUGGCAACUAAUCUUAAAGGCAAAGGUAGAGUGAAACCCAAUCACCCCCCUCCUCCCCCACCCGUACCCAGACCCCAGGGUCUGACCCAAGAGCAGCUAGAGGGUUUGGAGCAGGCACAACCAAACGAGAAGCUCCACAAAAACACUGAGAACUCAGAGGAAACGCAGCCUGGCCCAGCCGAGAAUCUCUCCAUGAUCCCAGAUGACGAGCCCCUGUACAGCAGCCCAAAUGAGUUGACGCCCCCUGUCAGUCGCCGGCCGAAGCCUGUCCGUCCUCCGCUGCCGAGUAGAGCCACUUUACGCCGUUGGGUCUCUGAGGGAACUGGAACGUCAGCGUACAAGGAAGUAGAGUCCAGACCACCUCUCAGGCCUGGAUCAUCAGUGUAUAAGGAAGCAAAGCUCAGAAGACCUCUCAGGCCUUCUUUGGGGCCUGGGGCAUCAGUGGAGAAGGACACAGAGCCCAGGCCUCCUCUAAGGCCGUCUUUGAGGCCUGGAGCAUCGGUGUACAAGGAAGCGAAGCUCAGGCCUCCUCUCAGACCUCCGCUCAGGCCUGGAGCAUCAGUAUACAAGGAAACAGAGACCAGGCCUCCUCUCAUGAGGCAGACGGAGACAGAGACGGAAACAAACUCAGAACAGCUCAGGCCUGAUGACCCAUCACAGACCACACAGCCUGAUGACCUGUCACAGACCACACAGCCUGAUGACCGGUCAGAGACAACACGACCUGAUGGUCCGUUAGAGACUAUACCGCCUGAUGGUCUGUUAGAGACAACACAGCCUGAAGACAUGUCAGAGACAACACAGUCUGACGGUUCAUUAGAGACAACACAGCCUGAUGACCGGUCAGAGACAACACAGCCUGCACAGAGUGAUUCCCAGGAAGAAGAGCCAGGGGAUCCUUUGUAUGUUGAUGUCUUGGAAGAGCCUCAUUAUAUUGACCCAGAUGAGCUCAACCUACCGAUCUUCAGAGGCAAACACAAGCCCUCCCGUCCUCCACCGCCAAGCAGUUCCUCCGUUCGCUACUCCCCUUCCCCUGGCUACGCCCCUUCCCAUGGCCACUCCCUCUCCCUCGGCUCCUCCCCUGCCCCUGACUGGUACAAGGCCAGAGCAUUGCAGAGACUGCAGAGUGGCCAGAGUAGCGCUGGUGACCACCAUGCACCCAAAACCGGCCUGUACCCACAGCUGUCUCUCCCGAGCCGACUGCCCACAGCGAGGAGCCCUCAGCAGUCCCUCCUCAGCAAAAAGAAUGAGCUGGACAUGCUGAUGGAGUGGUGGUGCACUGCCAAAUGCUGGGAGAAAAUGUAUAAAUCAGACAUAGACCAGCAAGUGGAAGAGCAGAACAAACAAACCCUUCUCUCGGAAGCGCAGCGGGUCCGACUGGCUCUGAAUCUCUUCGAGUGCCUCUUGUUCCACCGCGGUCAGAUCUUCAACAGCCACAUCACGCAGCUCUACGGCCUGGCCGACAAGCUGGACGAGACCAAGAAGAAGGCCAAGGUGGCGGGCAUCGCCGGGGGCAGCGUGGCCGCCGCCACGGGCAUCGUCCUGGCCCCCUUCACCCUGGGCCUGUCCCUGACCGCCACGGCCAUCGGCGUCGGGGUGGCGGUCAGCGGCGCCAAGGGCGGCUCGUCCACCAUCACCGACAAGUGGUACAGCGGCCAGGAGCGCCGGAAGGUGGAGGAGAUCCUGCAGGAGCACAAGGCCCAGAUGGAGGACGUGGAGGGCUGCCUGCAGUUCAUCAACGCCGGCACCGAGCGCCUGCGCAAGUUCGAGGACGCCGCCGUCGCGCAGGACGUGGACGACGAGGUGGCGAAGAUGAUGAGGGUGGCGCAGAUCUUGGGCAAGAACCUGGCCGAGACGCAGCCCACGUCCUCGCCCACCAGGGUGCUGCAGGGGUUCGCGGCGAGCAUGGACAUUUACUUCCAGGAGGAGCAGAAGCUGAAGAAGGACUCGGAGACCAAGCUGGCCCGGAAGAUGCGCGAGCUGGCCAAGCAGAUGAAGAUCGGCGUGGACGCGCUGAUGCUGGUGAGGAACAGGAUACGCGCCGCGGUGGAGCAGGUGGAGGCCCACGAGCAACGCUGAACGGACUAAAGCCCAGUUCACACCAAAGAUUCCCAACGCUGAACGGACUACAGCUCAGUUCACACCAAAGCAGGGCUGUACGCUGCGAGCACCUCGUCGCAAAUGCGAGUAAAUAUAUAUUAGUGCUAAUUGAAAAUAUGAAAUGGGAGCACAGGUGCGAGUACUGAAUUCAACCCUUUUAUUCGCAUUUUGCUCCUAAAAAUCCACACCAAGUGGAUCAAAGUAUAGGCUAGUACAAUUUUCGCGCAUCUGUAUACAAAUUUCAUAGUUGACAACUCUAACGCUCCUGGCUGGAAACUCACGCUUUCAGCAUCAACCUCUCACACACGCAAGAAAUGUCACUCCAAAACCAUUCUUCUUUUUCUUCAAUCUGUUCGUUAUCAGUUGGUGACUUUGUAGCGAUUACCGUUGAAACGGCAAACCAUGAUAAGAAUGUUGACUAUAUAGCCUACAAUUACCGUGUUCAUUUCAAAUAUUAUUAUCAUCACGGUUGAUAAACACGGUGUGGAAACCGUGUUAGCUUCACCCCAGCCUGAAUUUGACAUAGGCCUGGUUGACUUCUAUGAAAGAAA
Messenger RNA from Sardina pilchardus (European sardine), 2840 nucleotides. RefSeq lists its product as uncharacterized. Gene Ontology annotation, molecular function: lipid binding. NCBI's taxonomy places the organism in Eukaryota, Metazoa, Chordata, Actinopteri, Clupeiformes, Clupeidae. Gene Ontology annotation, biological process: lipid transport; lipoprotein metabolic process. The record is from RefSeq and is a predicted model, not a curated record. The transcript has 11 exons. Gene Ontology annotation, cellular component: membrane; extracellular region. The coding region runs from base 190 to 2268 and encodes 692 amino acids.